Molecule: messenger RNA, 2479 nt
Organism: Rhinichthys klamathensis goyatoka
Lineage: Eukaryota; Metazoa; Chordata; Actinopteri; Cypriniformes; Leuciscidae
Product: F-box/LRR-repeat protein 18-like
Exons: 5
Coding region: 255-2426 (723 amino acids)
Biological process (GO): SCF-dependent proteasomal ubiquitin-dependent protein catabolic process
Cellular component (GO): SCF ubiquitin ligase complex
Molecular function (GO): protein binding
Source: RefSeq, a predicted model, not a curated record
UAGAAAAUAUGUCAAUUCGGUUUUCCAAAUUUAGACCACACUCGGGGACCUUUUUACUAGUUGCUUUGUACCGGAAGUAUGUACGUCUCCCAAAACGUUCCGAAUGUGUUACAUUUUGUUUCCGCUAUGUGUGUGUGCCUACAGUGCCAAACACAGUUUUGUUCAAUGGAUGAAUUAUACAUUUAUUGAGAUGGCAAGCAUUUGUUUUUGUAUAUCAUUUAAGUACAUGUCCAAACACAUUUCCCUAAAGCGGCAUGGAUAAUCAAAUUGAAACGGCUCUGUGCUGCCUAGAUAGCAUUUCCCAAACUUCUGUCACCAUCUCAGACUUCUCAGAUGAGAUUCUACUGAAUAUCCUGCGAUUCAUUCCUAGUCAUGACCUGAUGCUCAAAGUGAGUCAAGUGUGCCGGAAACUUCAAACUCUCUGUCUGGACAAGAGCUUGAGAGCCCAUGUACACCUGCAUAAAGAAUAUACGGCAAAUGACGAUGCUGUGAAGCAGCUCUUGAAGAACCUCUCCGGUGACAUCCAGACUUUAAACCUCAGUGGCUGCUACUGGUUGGCCGGCUCUACGGUGGAUCAGGUCACCCGCUGUAAGGGUCUAGUCAGCCUGGACCUUUCAGGCUGCCGUUUGACGUCGAUUCGGCUUUCGCAUCUGCUGACCUCUCUCCGUUCUCUGUGCUCGCUGGCAUUAGAUGUGGGGCCGGGGUUCGACCUCCAGCAGCUGAGUGCAGAGGGUAAGUCAGCUUUGGCUCGCCUGCAGGAGCUCAAGCAGACAUUGUUGACUCCCUCUUAUGGGGUGGUGCCAUGCUGCAGUGCCCUACGACGCCUUCACCUGUAUCUGGAGGCCAGCGAGGGCUGGAGGGAAGCAGGCGGGUGUGCGCAGCUGAUGGUGGGCCAGAGCAGCGUCCCGCACUAUCAGAACCUGCGCUGGUUCUCCGCACGCCUCGCACCUGGUGAAGUCAAUCGUACUCUGUUGGCGCUCUACUUGGCUGUUUUCAGUAUGAGAGUGCCUGAGGGUCUUACAGGACUGGUACUCUCUGUGCCAGGAGUCGCACCGCCAAGGCCGGUUGCAAUGACAGCGCUAAUGGAGAGCAUGGCGUCAACAGUGGGAAAUAGCGUUAGCGCUCUCCAGUUUCCGCGUACAUGGUUGGAUGGUGCUAUUCUAGGGCGAGUCCUAACGCACGGCUGCCCCGUUUACCUGAAUGUCUCGCACUGUUCAUCUCCAGGGUUUAACCCUCUGCAUGUGCUGCUCAGUGCGGGUCGGGACCUCACACCCCUACGGAGUCUCAACCUGCGUGGCUGUGGCCGAGGACCUCUCGCCGAGAGCUGUGGAAAGAGCGAGGAAGAGAUGGACACGGAGAGCAUCAAAGCACUUACUGAAUGUUGCCCGCAUCUUAUUCACCUUAAUUUAUCCGCCACGCACUACCACCAUGCUUUUCCCACUGGGCAAGAUGGACACUUGUGUGGCGCUUUAGGACGUCUUGCCUCCUUGUGCUCGCUGGCACUUCCGGUGUGUGCCUUGGCACAAUCCUCUCCAACACCUGUGAACAUUCAGGACUCCAACUCAGACCUCACACCAAGGUCACUACUUCUCGGCCUUAAAAAGAGCAGCCGUGUCGGUGUGCCCACAUAUCGACCCUCAACAGGGGUCAUCGAGGGUCAGGGUGAAGAGCAGCAGGACAGAGGCUUCUGCAUUCAGCCACUGCUUCAAGGCUGCCCGCAUCUAGUGGAGCUGGAGCUGAUUGGCGCAGGCUUUUCCUCUGCCAUGCCACGGAAUGAGCCGGCCAUCCGCAAGGACCCCGUCGCAUGCCCCUGGUCCUACAAUGUCAGAGACAGUGAGUUAGCUGCUUUAGGAGGGAUGAAAAAUUUGCGCAAGCUCACCCUCGCUCACUUACCGGGCGUCCUGAAGGGGACAGGAUUGAUCGAGCUGCUUAAGGGGUGCAAGGACCUUCAUUCGUUAUCGCUGGCAAAUCUCGGAUCGUUAAAGACCAUGAAUUACACGCAGGCCCUGCUGGAGGCUCUUUCCCACUGCACACAACUCAGGGAUUUAAGGCUGGAGCAGCCCUACUUUAAUGCAAACGCCGCAUGUUUUGAAGAGCUCAGUCAGUGUCAGCAGCUGCGGCGUGUUUGUCUGGUUUCUCGACAUGGGAGCUUCCAGCCUGCCGCUGUGACGGCCUUCAUGCAGAGCUGCACUGAUGUCAUCAUGUGCCACAUGUUCAUGGGAGGUACCCUGGUGGCAUGUAAAACACUGCAGAAAACCCUGCUGGAAAGUUUCUCAAUUUCUCGUCCAGCCCUUAGUGUGGUGAUUUACCCUUUACUGCACGAGGACCUGGCCCAUGUGAUCAGAGGUAUGCCACUUUGCCACCUGGACGAGAUCACACUUUUCAAAAGCCGUGUCGCUGAAGAGCCUGUGAAACAGCAACUGUGACUGAAGCAAUAUAAUAAAACAGAGAACAUGUGGGGGAUUAACCUGGGUAAUGC